Messenger RNA from Rhizopus microsporus ATCC 52813, 3177 nucleotides. RefSeq lists its product as uncharacterized. The record is from RefSeq and is a predicted model, not a curated record. Lineage: Eukaryota; Fungi; Mucoromycota; Mucoromycetes; Mucorales; Rhizopodaceae. Gene Ontology annotation, molecular function: ATP binding; ATP hydrolysis activity. The coding region runs from base 1 to 3177 and encodes 1058 amino acids. The transcript has a single exon.
AUGGCUGAACUUAAAAAAGUGCGACGUGUUCGCAUUGGUGAGAAAGAAGCUGAAGAAGCCAAGCAGCUGUUAGGUAAAUUACUUGCAUCUACCGAUGCGUCAGAGAGAAAGGAAUUGGCUGAGAGAUGCGCUGGUUUUGCAAAUCAUUAUGGUGUCCGUGCGCUCAAGGGGGCUCAUCUCUUUCCCGCUAUCUCUACUGAACUGUUUGCCAAAAAGGUGCGUGCUCCUCAAGCUUUGGGCGCUAUACAGUUGGCACAAGAGCUGACUACGACUUCUAAUGCUCUCCUCUGUGGUCAACUUGAACCCCACUUGAUUACCUUACUUCAUCCGUUGUUAGACCUUCAAGCCGCAAAAGAUAAGGCCAUGGCUGAAUCAUCCGCUCAGCUGGCUCACACGAUUGCAAAGUCAUUUAAUCCCAUAGCAACCCGUGAGAUUGUGACGUACUGCCUUGACGGUCUAGAUAAUUCCAAAAAAUGGCAAACCAAGAUGCUGGCACUUGAACUUAUCGAAAUCCUCGCUCAAAUCAAUCCGGUCCAAGUCUUGGCUUGUUUGCCAAUCAUUAUCCCUGUUGUUUCUGAUUGUAUGUGGGAUACAAAGCCUGAGGUCAAGAAAGCGGCUACCAAGUGUAUGACAACCACAACCGCUCUUUUGGAUAACAAGGAUAUUGAACGCUUUAUUCCCGCUGUGAUCGAGUGUAUCAAUCAUCCUGAAAAAGUACCUGACACUAUCCAUCAAUUGGGUGCCACAACCUUUGUUCAGGAAGUCGACGCGGGUACUCUCUCUCUGAUGGUUCCUUUGCUAGCCCGUGGUUUGCGUGAACGGCAAACGCCUAUCAAGCGAAAGUCUGCCUUGAUUAUUGACAACAUGUGUAAACUCGUGGACGAUCCUGAAGUAGCUGCUCCCUUCCUGCCUGUGCUUUUGCCUGCUCUCGAACAUGUGCAUGACGUCGUAGCAGAUCCUGAGUGUCGUGGUGUUGUUCAGAAGGCUGUCGAGACCCUGAAACGAGUUGGAGGUGGUAGUCCAGAGUCUGUUAUGACCAACGAUCAAAAACGUGAAAAGGUAGAGACGACUCUCGACCGGUUGAUGCCCACUAAGCUCGAAGGCUUCUUUUCUCCCGUUCGCAAGUAUAUCAUCAGACUUGCUCUUGCGCUCGUCUUGGCUAAAAAUUUUGACCGUAACGCCUGGAUCUCGUCUGUCUCGCCUCAUGCUGCUACUUGGUUGCUUGCUACAGGUCGUGAACACGAAGAUGAGGAAACAGAAGCCUCGGCUGAAAAACUGGCCUUGGCCGCUUUGUCCUCUUGCGAAGAAGCGAUUGCGCACAAGGAUGUGGAUCAAGACGAGGAAGAUGAAGGUGAAGAGCUCUGCAACUGUGAAUUCUCGCUUGCUUAUGGUGCCAAGAUCUUGCUCAACCGUACUCACCUGCGUCUCAUGCGAGGCCGUCGCUAUGGUCUCUGUGGCGCUAAUGGCUGUGGCAAGUCUACGUUGAUGCGUGCAAUUGCAAAUGAACAAGUCGAAGGAUUCCCUCCUCGUUCAGUUCUCAAGACGGUUUAUGUAGAACACGAUAUUGAUGGUUCUCAAGCAGAUACAGGUCUUGUCGAAUUCAUCAUUUCUUCUGAAGGUGUCGAGUGUCAAGAUAAGGCUGAAGUCGCGCGUAUUCUCAAGAAUUAUGGUUUUACAGAAGAAAUGGUCCAUCAUCAAGCCAUCGGCUCUCUCUCUGGUGGUUGGAAGAUGAAGCUCGCUCUGGCUCGUGCCAUGUUAAUGAAUGCUGAUAUCCUUUUGCUGGAUGAACCUACAAAUCACUUGGACGUGGUAAAUGUUGCAUGGCUUGAAAACUACCUUCUUGGAUUGAAGACGGUAACCUCCAUCAUUGUCUCUCAUGACUCUGGUUUCUUGGACCAUGUCUGUACCGAUAUUAUUCAUUAUGAAGGUAAUUACAAAUUGAAGCGGUAUAAAGGUAAUCUCUCCGAGUUUGUCAAACGUGUGCCUCGUGCUGCCGCCUACUACUCUUUGGAUGCUGCCAAGACUGUUUUCCGCUUCCCUGAACCUGGUUAUCUGGAAGGCAUCAAGACCAAGGAACGUGCAAUCUUAAAGAUGAAGAAUGUCGACUUUCAGUAUCCUGGCUCAUCCAAGAAGCAGUUGGUUGAUAUCUCCAUGCAGUGUUCUCUUGCCUCGCGUGUAGCCGUGAUUGGUCCUAAUGGUGCUGGAAAGUCUACCUUGAUCAAGCUAUUGACAGGUGAGCUCGAGGCCCAAACGGGUACGGUAUGGAAGCAUCCCAAUUUACGUAUUGCCUACGUUGCUCAACAUGCCUUCCAUCACAUCGAACAACACUUGGAUAAGACGCCAAACGAAUACAUUCAGUGGCGUUAUGCUACUGGCGAAGACCGUGAAGAGCUCGACAAGAAUGAACGUAUGAACUUGGAAGAGACCAAAAAGGCUUUAGAACAGGUGUUUGUCAUUGAUGGUGAGAAACGUGUGGUUGAAGAUAUUGUGGGUCGUCGUAAGCUCAAGCAGUCCUACGAAUACGAAGUCUCCUGGGUCGGUCGAUCUUCUGUCGAUAACACCUGGAUUUCUCGUUCUAGACUUGAAGAAAUGGGCUUUGGUAAGAAGAUUGCUGAAGUCGAUGCUGCUGAAGCUGCCAAGAUGGGCAUUGCACGUCCCUUGACAGCCAAGGAAAUUGAAAAGCACCUUACUGAAGUUGGAUUAGAACCUGAAUUCGCUUCUCACUCUCACAUCCGUGGCCUCUCUGGUGGUCAAAAGGUCAAACUUGUUAUUGGUGCUGCCAUGUGGAAUAGACCUCACAUGCUGGUUCUUGAUGAGCCUACUAACUACUUGGAUCGUGAAUCUCUUGGUGCACUUGCUACUGCUAUUCGUGAAUAUGGUGGUGGUGUUGUCAUUGUCACUCACAACCGUGAAUUUUCCGAAGCAUUAUGCAAUGAAGUAUGGAAAGUGGAAAAUGGGUACUUGACUCCUUCUGGCCAUAACUGGGUCUCUGGUAAUGGUACGACUGUCGUCAAGGAAGAAGAAGAGGAAGAUAUGGUGGAUGCUCAAGGAAAUACGAUCAAGGCAGUUCAAAAGAAGAAGAAGUUGACCUCCAAGGAACUUCGAAAAAAGAAGAAGGAGCGUAUGGAACGCCGUAAGCGUGGUGAAGAAGUCUUUUCAUCAGAUGAAGAUAUAUAA